Messenger RNA from Biomphalaria glabrata, 5491 nucleotides. RefSeq lists its product as uncharacterized. Gene Ontology annotation, molecular function: polysaccharide binding; beta-N-acetylhexosaminidase activity. Lineage: Eukaryota; Metazoa; Mollusca; Gastropoda; Planorbidae. The coding region runs from base 202 to 5472 and encodes 1756 amino acids. The record is from RefSeq and is a predicted model, not a curated record. Gene Ontology annotation, biological process: glycosaminoglycan metabolic process; carbohydrate metabolic process; ganglioside catabolic process. Gene Ontology annotation, cellular component: membrane. The transcript has 34 exons.
GGAAAGCAUGCUUUAUAUAGAGGGUAAUAAUAAUUGUAGUCUUGCUGGGAGUGGGGUACACAUUUCAGGAUUCUUUGUACAUUUAGUACUAUAAUAUUUCCCUGAGGCCACGGUAGUAGUGUAUGGUCAGUUUGACAACGGCGGUUGACUUAAAUAGACUAAACAGUUGUUGACGCCACCAGGUCGUGUUUCCUGACAGUAAUGAAUGGAACUGGAGCAAUACUUCUACUUCUGUUAGCCUUCUCGUGUUCAGAGGCGCAAAAUUUUACCCAGAAUGCCUUGAACAACAUCGCCAACGGGUUAAAGGUCAAAUGGACGGUGAGGACAAAUACAAAGGAGAUGGAGCGCUUCGAAGCAGAAGUGACCUUGGAAAACGGAGCCAGCACGGAGAUUUUGAGUUACGGCCCUUGGAAGAUGUACUUCUUUUGCAUCUUCAUGAUCGAGCCCGACUUGCUAGGGAACAGGGGCAACAAAGGGGCGGAGCUUGUAGGUCAAGGACUCAAGGUGACGCACGUUCAGGGCAGUUUUUUCUAUUUUGAGCCCACGGAAAGCUUCAUUCCUCUGCCACCGGGAGGUAUGAGAAAGAUCAUUUUAAAGGUCAGGUUUUGGUCAGUGGCUCGGACAGACAAUAUGCUCAACUGGUACAUGGUAUAUCCUGGUCUAAAACCUGUGGUCAUCGCAAGCACCCAGGGGGAGGACCUGGCCUUCGUGUCUGAGAGGACGUCCCCAGCGCAGUGGAAGCGUUACGACUUUGAUGAAUACAACCCAUUUACUGCUCAGGAACGUUACGACAGAAACUACGUCCCUUAUCCAAAUGACCAGUCGGAACUUCGCCUGGUACCUAAACCGCUCAGCGUCAAGAUGGACAGUAUGGAUACUCUCAAAUAUCUGACCAUUGACCCCAGCUGGUACAUCAGUUACACUGGAACUCUCACUGACGAAGUGGAGUACCUACGAGAUUACUUACAUCUCAGCCCUGACCAUGUGCUGCCUUCUGGAAACAGGACAGGUCAGAAAGUGAUAAGUAUGCAAAUCGGCACUGUGGAAAUACCCAAGGGAGCAAGAACUGUGGAGGAUACCUCUGAAGCUUAUAGUAUUGAGUCAAACUUUACAACGCAGAGGAUAACUCUGGUGGGGAAUGGCACAACUGGAGUAUUUUACGCAGUUAUAUCCCUUAUGGCUAUGAUGACUGAACAAUUUGAAGUUCCAGAACUGAACAUCAUCGACAGUCCAAGAUUCUCCUACAGAGGGUUACUGUUGGACUUAGCCAGAAAUUUUCAGAGUAAAGAAAAGAUACUAGAAAUGAUAGAACUGAUGUCUCUGUAUAAAUUAAACAAACUUCAUCUACACCUAAGUGAUGACGAGGGUUGGCGGCUGGAGAUCAAAUCUUUACCAGAACUUGUACAGGUUGGAUCGCAGAGGUGUCAUGACAUGGAGGAAACAAAAUGUCUGAUACCACAACUUGGUUCUGGCCCAGACAACACCACUGCAGGUUCUGGGUAUCUUUCAGCAAAUGAUUAUAUAGAGAUUCUAGAAAAGGCCCGAAAACAUCACGUGACAGUGAUUCCGGAAAUAGACAUGCCUGGACAUUCACGAGCAGCCAUAGUGUCUAUGAAGGCUAGAAAAGAGAAACUGGUGGCCAUGGGCCAAGAGACUUUGGGACUACAAACCUAUCUGACAGAAGAGAAUGACACCUCUAUUUACCUGACGCCCCAAACCUUUUCUGAUGACGCCAUCAACCCAUGCCUGGAGGAGACGUACACUUUCAUCAACAUUCUGAUGGACGAGCUCCUGUCUUUACACAGACAAGGCAAUCAACCCUUGACGAUGUUUCAUUUUGGUGGGGAUGAAGUCGGCGCUGGAGCAUGGGUCAACUCUACGAAGUGCAAAACUUUAAGAGAGGCUGGGCAGUUAAUAGGAGGCUCUCCCAAGACACAUUUCUUUCAGAGAGUGUCCAGGCUGGCCGCCACAAAGAAUUUAUCUCUGGGUGCCUGGGAAGAUGGCUUGAUGCAAGAUGGCAAUGAACCAUACAAUCUGUCGACGUUACCUGUCAAAGAUAUGUAUGCCUAUAACUGGGACAAUGUGUUGGAGUGGGGUACCGUCUCCAGGACAUACACUUUAGCCAACAAUGGAUUUAAGGUGGUUAUGGUUCAUUCAAGCCACUUUUACUUUGACCACCCGUACGAGCCCGAUCCUGAGGAGAGGGGCUUUUAUUGGGCAACACGCUUUACAGACACCAAGAAGUCAUUUUCUUACAAUGCUGUUCGUUUCUAUGACAACAUACACACACGUGGGUCUGGGCAGCCAGUAACUGACGAGGAGCUGUGUGGGGCUCAAGCAGUGAACUGUCCGCCUUUGAAGAUCCCCCAAAACAUUGUGGGUUUACAGGCCAACUUGUUUACUGAGAUCACCAGAACUAAGGAACAUCUACAUAACAGAGUAUUUCCUCGACUGCUUGCGUUGGCUGAAAGGGCCUGGCACGAGGCUCCAUGGGAGAGAUUGCCCAAAGGCACCGAGAGGGAGGCCAUGACGCAAGAAGACUGGUACUCCUUCGCAAGAGCUCUGGGCCACAGGGAACUGAAACGAUUGGAUAAGCUUGGUGUGAUGUACACCAUACCGCCACCUGGCGCCAGGCUUGACCACGGACUACUAUUGACUACAUCGCAAUUUCCUGGUCUCCGUGUCCACUACAGUUACAAUGCCGGAGCUACGUGGAUGGACGCCUCAGGCCCCACGGUCAAUGUUGGAGAUUACAAAUAUCAAAUAUGGCUUAGAACUGCAAGUACUGACGGAAAGAGACACAGUCGGACGAUUGUCCUUUACCCAACUCCUCCACUGCGACCUGUCCUUCAAUCAACCGUUGAUUACAUCAGUAAGUUUCUUGUGGUCAACUUCACUGUGGUAGAUAAUUACUUGACCUAUGGCGAGCAGUACUAUGUGGCCAACGUCCAACUAACAAACAAUGGCAGCAGGACCGUCCCAGCAGGCAACUGGCGCAUCUAUCUCCCUUCAGUACAUGCUGUGGAGUCCGAGUUCCUGGAUGAAGGUCACACCUACCUGGACUCCAAGGUCAAAAUGAGUAUUGACCACGUGAAGGGCUAUUUGUACAGUCUCGGCCCCACGCCUUUGUUCCAGGGUCUGGACAGCUGGGAAAGUGUCAACUUUACUUUUAGGUUAGCUAACUGGUGUGUUUCACGUUCUGAGUCCAUGCCUAGAUGGUACGUGAGCGCCCCGGGGAUGAGCGCACGUGACAUGGUGAGCACUGUUGGGGAAAAGCUUGAAUACGUCAGUCCCUUCACCAAGAAGGAACAGUGGAAGAGGUUUGCAGAAGAUCAGUUCGAGCCCUGGACUCCAGGUGCACGCUACGACAGAAAUAUGGACAAAGACAUGUCACCACUGCCCGCGUCACUGAUCAUCCCAACGCCAGUCAGUUUCAAAAGCCUGGACGGCAGUCAAUUUAGACUCCCGGACAAUCCAGUGACUAUCGUGUAUGCAGACCCUAGUCUCAAGGAAGUGGCAAUUUAUCUUAAAGAGACGUUGACCAAGUUAGUGCCAGGCAUAAGACUGACGAUUAGUUCCAACUCUACUGAAUCUGACUUUAUCCUCUUACGCAUUGGUCAUGUGGCCGGCAAUAACGCCAGUGAAGAAAUAUAUAAGGUGAUGGUCAGUGGCAAAACUGUGGACAUCACUGGAAAGACCAUCAAGGGAGUUUUCUACGGAGCCAUCUCUUUGAUUCACCUGACCUUGAAGACAUCACCAGCGGGGUCUAUACCUCACUGUGAGAUAAUCGACUGGCCCAGGUUUCCUUACAGAGGUCAGCACGUGGACACUGGGCGAAAUUUUCAGUCAAAAGAAACAAUUCUGAAACUCUUGGAAGUUAUGUCCCUUUACAAGUUAAAUAAACUACAUUUUCACCUGUCUGAUGAUGAAGGUUGGAGACUGGAGAUACCAGGACUGGAAGAGCUCACUACGAUCACUUCCAGACGAUGCCAUGACCCAGAAGAGAGGGAGUGUGUCAUGUCCACAUUGGGCUCUGGGGCUGGAGUGGACAACAGUGGAACUGGCUACUACACAAUUCAAGAUUACAAAGACAUUUUACACUACGCCAAUGCUCGACAAAUUGAGGUCAUCCCAGAGUUUGACAUGCCAGGACACGCCCACGCCGCCAUUGUGGCCAUGAAAAACAGGGAGAGAAAAACGGCUGAUAUAGGUAAAUUGACUCAGUCCAAGCUCUAUACCCUACACGACCAGCAUGACUAUUCCAUUUAUUCAACCAACCAGGGGUAUACGGACAACGCAAUCAACCCUUGCAUUGAGAGUACCUACAGGUUUAUACAGCACAUCUUCACGGAAGUCAAGGAGUUACAUCGCAACAUACAACCGCUUCAAGUCUUUCAUUUUGGUGGCGAUGAAGUAGCCAAAGGUGCGUGGCAGAACUCCACAGCGUGUGCACCAUUCUUACAAGAAGGCAUCAACUUGAAGAGAGAGUUCACCAGACGAGUCAGUGAAAUAACAAAGGAAGUUAAUCUUGGAGCCUGGGAAGAUGGUCUAAUAGAACAUGAUUUAGUCCCUUGGAACAGGUCCUUACUUCUGAACAAUGACGUCAUAACACAGUCGUAUCAGAACGUCUGGGAGUGGGGCACUGCAGCUUUACCUUACAACCUGGCCAACGCUGGAUACAAGGUGGUGCUAGCCCCUGUGACCCACACUUUCUUUGACCACCCCCAAGAGCCGAGCCCCGAGGAAAGUGGCUUCAACUGGGGCACCAGGUACACGGACGCCUUCAAGACUUUCUCCUUCAUGCCGGACGACUACUACAAGAACAUCGACAUGAAGAGGUCAGGGGAGCCAAUCACCACGAAAGAAGUCUGCAAAGAUGAUAAUUCCGGUUGUCCCCCUUUGGAACGUUCAGAAAACAUAAUUGGUCUCCAAGGUCAGCUCUGGUCUGAGAUCGUCAGGACACCGGAACAGUUUAACUACAUGCUGUAUCCUCGCAUCUUGGCACUGGCAGAGAGAAGCUGGCACAGGGCAUCAUGGGAAGGCCAUGAAAACAUUGCCUCCAACAAAGACAUGAAAUCUGAUUGGUCCAGAUUCGCCAGGAGUUUAGGCUCAGCUGACCUGGUUAUUUUGGACAAACUGAACGUGUCCUACAGAGUUCCUCCCCCAGGGGCCAUACAAUCUGGGGAUAAAGUGCUAAGCAAAGUAGAGUUCCCGGGACUGAAAGUACAGUACAGGUCAACGUCAGAGUCCAGCUGGUCAGAGCUCGAUGAUUCAAAGUCCUUUAAGAAUGUCAGUGAAGUCACGCUGAGGACGCUUUCGGCAGACGGGAAAAGGUUCAGCUCUGAGGUCAAGGUGACAAUGGUCAAGACUCCUGCCCCGGCCAACAGCAAAGCGGAAACGAUCAUGUCUAAUGGUUGCAUGUUUCUGUCGGCUCUCUGUUGCACUCUUCUACUUUGUAAAUCAUUAUUAUAAUAAACCUGUCAUAGAACUA